Molecule: messenger RNA, 734 nt
Organism: Daldinia caldariorum
Lineage: Eukaryota; Fungi; Ascomycota; Sordariomycetes; Xylariales; Hypoxylaceae
Exons: 3
Coding region: 377-685 (102 amino acids)
Source: RefSeq, a predicted model, not a curated record
GCCAAGUUUACGCCGCGUCGCCUUUCGCUUAACGUGUCUCCGGCUCCGGUUUUGUCAUUGUGGGUUUUCCUGAAUACUGCAUCUCAACUUGAACUGCGUUUGAUCUUCGUAAGAGUUUAUCUGUGCGAGAGUUGGAUGGACAGGUAAUAUUGGUUAAUGGUCAGAUGAACUUGGUCAGUUAUCUGAGGGAAGAAAAACUACAAAUAGCUAGACAUAUCCUCCAGAUGAGCAAAUAGUUCUUGACAUUGCGAAAAUCUCAUCUUUCAGCUUCAGCUCCUUUCUUUCUUGUAUAAAUCUAGUUGCGACCUGGUGUUGCUCAUUUUACCUUCGACUAUUCCCUACCUUUGAAUCAACUCAGACAUCGUGGUCCGUCAAAAUGGUUCGCAUCAAUACCGCUGCACUUCUAGCGUUUGCUCUCGCAGCUCUGGCUCAAGUUACGCCGAACAAUGCCGGUGCCAAAGACGUGGGCCAGGGCAACGGCCAGCAGUUUAUUACCGGCGGCUGCACGUCAGACGCUGACUGCUCGUCCGCAUGCUGUGCCGAAGUUGAAACCACGGGCCUGGGCGUCUGUUCCAACGAAGUUGCGUCGCUUCAGAAUGGGAAAUUGGGCUGUGGCUUCGUCGAUCCCAAUGCCGAGCAGACUAUCGCAAAUGCACAGGCCCAAGUGAAAAAGCAGGGCUUUUAAGGCUGGAUGAGGGCUGGAUGAGAAUGUUCUGCUGGUACCUAUCGGCUAU